Messenger RNA from Prunus armeniaca (apricot), 1527 nucleotides. NCBI's taxonomy places the organism in Eukaryota, Viridiplantae, Streptophyta, Magnoliopsida, Rosales, Rosaceae. The record is from the annotation of a GenBank genome assembly.
AUGGCGUUUAAGGGUCUUCUGGUUGCAAUUUGUAUUUGGGUUUGGUCAGGCUCCUUGGCUGCUGCAAUAUCCAAUGAUGGGCUACUGAGAAUUGGUCUCAAGAAGCAGCCUGUAGGCCUCAACAGAUUGAAUGCUGCAAGAAUCACCAAGACAGAAGUUUCUCAACCUAGAGGUCUGGGGGAUGUAAAUAUUAACUCCAAUAAUCUUAAAUCUAAUAUUGUAUAUCUGAAAAAUUACUUUGAUACCCAAUAUUAUGGAGAGAUUGCUAUUGGUUCUCCCCCACAAUACUUGGCUGUUGUCUUUGAUACUGGCAGCGCCAAUCUUUGGGUCCCAUCUUCAAGAUGCAUCUUUUCUAUUGCUUGUUACUUUCAUUCAAAAUACAGGGCAAGCAUAUCGAGUACCUACACCAAAAUUGGAAUACCCUGCAAAAUUCCUUAUGGCUCUGGUUCCAUUUCCGGCUACUUCAGUGCAGACAACGUUAAAAUUGGGGAUGUGAUCGUCAAAGAUCAAGAAUUUGUUGAGGUUACAAGGGAAGGAGUCCUUACAUUCUUAGCUGCACGGUUUGAUGGGGUCCUUGGACUUGGAUUUCAGGAUAUUUCUGUUGGCGAAGCCACACCAGUGUGGUAUAACAUGGUGCAACAAGGUCAUAUGAGCCAGCAAAUUUUCUCUAUCUGGCUAAAUCAUGAUCCAACAUCAAGGGUGGGAGGUGAGAUCGUCUUUGGUGGAUUUGAUUGGAGGCACUUUACGGGUGAUCACACCUAUGUCCCGAUUUCAAAAAAGGGUUACUGGCAGAUUGAUGUUGGAGAUGUUAUUGUUGCAGACAAUUCCACAGGACUAUGCAAGGGUGGCUGUGCUGCCAUUGUGGACUCAGGAACAUCCUUCCUUGCUGGUCCAACUACUAUAGUGGCUCAGAUCAACCAUGCCAUUGGAGCAGACGGAUAUGCAAACUUGGAAUGUAAAAAUGUUGUUUCCACUUAUGGAAAUUUGAUAUGGGAAUAUCUAGUAUCUGGGGUACGGCCUGAUAUAGUGUGUGUGGAUAUCGGUCUAUGUUCAUAUGAUGGAUCUCGUAAUGUGAAAAACUAUAUUGAGUCAGUGAUAGAGAAUGAAACUGGGAAGGAGUCAUCAGUUGAUGAAACUCCUCUAUGUACCUUGUGUGAAAUGGUUGUCUACUGGAUUCAGCUGCAGCUUAAAAAGCAAAUAGCAAAGGAAAAAAUAUUUAGCUAUGUGAAUGAGUUGUGCGAGAAGCUUCCGAAUCCGUUGAGAAGGUCAUUUGUCAACUGUGAUAACAUUGCAUUCAUGCCAGAUGUUUCAUUUACAAUUGGGAACAAAUCCUUCACCCUCUCCCCAGAACAGUAUAUACUUAAAGUUGAAGGAAAAUGUUCUAUUGUCUGCCUUAGUGGAUUUGUUGCUUUGGAUGUGCCUCCCCCGCAAGGUCCUCUAUGGGUUCUUGGAGCUCUGUUCUUGGGAGCAUACCACACAGUGUUUGACUUCGGCAAUCUCAGGGUAGGAUUUGCAAAAGCUAUAUAA